This is a messenger RNA of Hyalella azteca, 889 nucleotides long. RefSeq lists its product as uncharacterized. The record is from RefSeq and is a predicted model, not a curated record. The coding region runs from base 1 to 756 and encodes 251 amino acids. The transcript has a single exon. NCBI's taxonomy places the organism in Eukaryota, Metazoa, Arthropoda, Malacostraca, Amphipoda, Hyalellidae.
AUGAAUUGGCCUGCGUGGGCCGCAGCGCUGCUCUCUGUCUUGUCUUCGGAGUUGCUGGCGUCAGACGGCUCUCCUUGGCGCCCAACACGGCUGUCAAAACUAAGGCUCGCGUCAAACAAAUCCAUAAUUGAGACUCUGUACCUACCAAACGUCAUUUUGGCUGCCCAUUAUUGUCAAGAGAGGAUUUGGUGCAAGACUUUUUGCUCCGACACCGAUGACCCCAGCCUGUGUUAUCUGCUCAGCACGUUGACUGCUCCCUACAACGAAGAUUCGUACGGCGAACCACUCAUGUCGUGCUACACGAGUGAAGAAGUCAACAUGCUCACGGCACAGUCAGGGAUCACUGUAUAUGCAGCAACACCGAGGAGCAUUGGUGACACCUUUCGUUCAGUUGAGAACCUUAUUGAUGGCGUUUAUGAACGUCCCUCAGCCGAUGACUGCUUCAAGUCGAUGACAACCGACUACCCGUUCUUUGUUCUGGACCUUGGUUCCGUGAUGAAGGUUGAGAGAGUGACACUGAUGGCUCAGGCAAAUGAGUACGCUUAUUUGUAUUUUAAAUCGAUCGAAGUCCGUUUGGGAUUGGUCCCAGAAUCAGGAAACUUCUCGACAUACUCGCUGCUUGGAUCUUACAAAGGGACUCCGACAGCUGAUUUCAUCUACUCCACUCCUACUGCUCGCAACUUUGGCCGCUACAUCUCCGUCCAGUUCAUGGAGAAAAAAUUCAAGCUACAAGUAUGUCAUGUUCAAAUAUUUUGAAGUAAUUAGAAUUUACCAAUUAGUUGGUGUACCAGCUGCUACCGACAUGAAUAUCUUCAUUUAGAAAUCAAGGGAAAAUGAGAACUGGGUGGAGGUAAUUGAUGAUUCAAGCGAGUGCUUUUCUAAUCAGUAA